Messenger RNA from Trypanosoma cruzi, 315 nucleotides. RefSeq lists its product as uncharacterized. The coding region runs from base 1 to 315 and encodes 104 amino acids. The record is from RefSeq and is a predicted model, not a curated record. NCBI's taxonomy places the organism in Eukaryota, Euglenozoa, Kinetoplastea, Trypanosomatida, Trypanosomatidae. The transcript has a single exon.
AUGAAGUUGGCGCAAGGGUCCUUGAAGCUUCGUUUUAAAAAACAUUGCGCUCAUGAGCAUGUGCAUUUUCUCCAAAUGUCAUGGAAACUUCGGGGACUCGACGCCCAGCAUCUGUCAGUUCAAAGUCCUCCAAGCUUUCCUCAGCAACGGCUUCAGAUAAGUCCUUGUUUUUUUAUAUUCCCUUUAAGAAAACAAAAAAGAGAAAAAGUCGUUUUAAUAGCAAAAAAAAAAAAAAAAAAAGGGGUAAUGAAUCAUAAAGGGACAGAAUUUAAAAAUGUCAUUAAGGAAAUCCACAAAAAAAAAUCAUUUGAAUGA